CGCCCCCUUGCCCCCACAGGUGGCCUCUUGGGGAUGCCGGACACUCGCGAGGGCCUGGGCUGGACCGGCCACCUGGUGACCCUGAACGUGGGCGGGAAACUCUACAGCACGACGCUGGGGACGCUGACCCGCUUCCCAGACUCCAUGCUGGGGGCCAUGUUCCGUGGGCCACGGCCAGCCCUCCUGGACAGCUGCGGGAACUACUUCAUCGACCGGGACGGCAAGGCCUUCCGCCACGUCCUGAACUUCCUCCGCUUCGGCCGGCUGGACCUUCCGGAGGGCUACGCCGAGCUCUCCCUGCUGCGGGCCGAGGCGGACUUCUACCAGAUCCGUCCCCUCCUGGAGGAGCUGCGGCGGGUCGAGGCGGAGCGGUGGCGCCAGCGGACCAACGCGGUGCUCCACGCCGACGUGGACCAGCGCCUGCGCCAGCUGCACUUCAAUGUGCGCCGUGGGCCACAGAACUACGAGCUCAGCUCUUGCCGCCUGGAAAUCUUCACCGCCAACGUCUUCUGCACGGACAGGCGCUUCCUGGCCGUCCUGAGGGGACACUUGGGCCGCCCCGAACGCGCCAACAGGAGUUCGGACGAGGGGCCUUCCGGGAGGACGCCAGCCUGGUCUCAGAGAGGGCCAGGGCUUCCCAAAGCUCACACGGCCAACGGAGGAUGUAAGAGGCAGCGGGACAGUUGGUCGCCUGAUGGCGAUCUGAGAAUUUGCCUGGGCGAUUCCACGGAUGAAGAUGCGGAAACAGACGAUGAGAUGCUGGACUGUUCUUCGGAAACUUCCCAUGCGGAAACCGCGAUGUGCCACCACCUUUGCUUAGAGUGGGCCCCGUGCCCACCUGCUCUGCCAGCUGCAGAGUAUGCCAAACAGAAGCUGCACCCCCUGCGUGUGGAUGGCAGGGAGAUCAGAUCCUCCAGUGAGUUCCUGGAAGAGGUGCUGAAGGCGGCGCUUGCGCAGGGCUUCCGAGUGGAUUCGGUCUUCCCUGACCCCGCAGAUAUCCUGAGUGCCCGCUCUUUGCGGUUCGUGCGGCAUUGAACAUCUGAGCCAAACAGCGGGGGGAGAGGUAGCCUGCGGCAGCCAACCCCACCUCACAC
Candoia aspera is the source of this 1094-nucleotide messenger RNA. It is a transcript of the gene KCTD11, whose product is annotated as potassium channel tetramerization domain containing 11. Gene Ontology annotation, biological process: protein homooligomerization; positive regulation of neuron differentiation. NCBI's taxonomy places the organism in Eukaryota, Metazoa, Chordata, Lepidosauria, Squamata, Candoiidae. The record is from RefSeq and is a predicted model, not a curated record. Bases 34 to 1035 code for a protein of 333 amino acids. Gene Ontology annotation, molecular function: protein binding. The transcript has a single exon.